AAUAUGAAUACUCUAAUAAGCUAUACUGAAAUUAUUUAACCACUUGAAACAAACAUGAGACGAACAUAUAAAUCUAAAAAGGAAACUGGACUGGAUCCUAGAGAUGUGAAGCAAAUUGUUGAUGCAAAGAGCUCUAUAUUUGAUGCGUUCUACAUUGAAAACAUUAAACAGGCUAAACGCGAACUUUCUUGUUUAGGAGCAUCUAACCAAUUUGCAGCAUCAAAUAGAGUACGCAAGAAAAAAUAUGUGAAAAGAUUAAAAGAACCGGAAAUUCUUAGAGAGUCUACGUCGAGAUCCACAUACUUAACUCCGGAUAAAUCCUUAAGAGUAAAUAAACCCGAAGAUUUGUUCGAUCAGCUGCUUCGUUCAUCCCCAUCGAAUAAUUCACCUAUUUUUAAAUGUACACCUAAAGACAACAACCCAAAGGAGAAGAGGUCAUAUUAUAAAAAAAGAAAACAAAAAAAUAUUAAGAAAGUGAAUUAUUCCAGCUCUGAUACUUCAGAUUCAAGUAAAGAAAAUAAUGAUUUCAAUCAAUCUGAUAUUAAAUCACAUAAAUUGCAAAUAGAGAAAGAGUUUAAUAGUUCCAAAAGUUACAAUGACUCAAUUGAAAAUAUUGAUGAAAAUCUGUCAUUGUUCAAUAACCCUGACUUUGAAAAGGGCAAAUUCUUAUCACUCACACCUAACAGAAAAUUAAGCCAAAUAAGAAGCUCAGAAGUGGGUACAUCAUCACCAUUAUGUAGUACACCAUUCCAUGAAAAAUAUAGAGGACAAUCUAUUUACAAAUAUUCACCUAUCACUAUAAACUCAAACCAUAAUUUAACAAACAUAAUAGAAAACCGAACCAGUGAAGUUUAUGAUAAGGGAGAACAAAAUAAUGGAUCUACUCCAGUAAGGAAUGUCAAUUUAGAAAAAAAUGCAGCAUUUGAUGGUUUCAAACAUAUAAAAUCUGAUUAUCCUUGUAUUACUGUAAUAGAUUUUUCGAAUAAUUAUUGCAAAAAUGGUACCCUUGAAGAUGAUGCACAUAUUACAAAGUCUGAAGAAGAUGAGAUUAAUGCUAACAGCAACUUAUUAGAAACAUCACAAAAAGAAGACUUAAGUGACAUCCUAAAAAUCUCAGAAGUUGAUAAAUUUCUUGGAUUCUCAAAUGUGAAUAAGACUGCUGAAAUGGAUGUUUUAAAUAAAUAUAAGGAAUUAAAUAAUCAACUCACUAUGAACUGUUCUAUGACUUAUACUGAUGAUGAAUUACCUAGUACACCUUUCUUGGGUUUCACAAAUGAUAAACAAAGUUUUAUAAAUGAAAUGGAAACAACUAUGUCCAAUAGUGAUUUGAAUAAUUCACAAAAAAUGGAAUCUGGUUCUCUUUAUGAUACAUGCAGUGAAAAUGAGUCAAUAGAGAAUAAUACCGUAACAAAUAAAGAACCAAUUGUUAAAAUUCAAAGACUGAGUCAAUCUAUUCUUCAGAAGUACUUAUAUAAAAAGCAUGCUUCUGAUGCCGAGUCCAAUUUAAAUGAUAGCAAUUCUACUGAUGAUUACACCAGUUUUGCUUCAGACAAAUCAAAUAAAUCAUCUGUAAUAAAUGAAGAUAUGGAUGAUGAUUCUGUUGAGUCUUCAUUGGACAACUGCACAGGUUCAAAAAAUCGAGAUUCACAAACAUCUUCAGAUUCGGAGGAUAUGAAUAAUGCAACUGUCAAUUUUGUUACAACUAGAAGAAGAAAUGAAAUUACAAAUGAUUCAUUUUUCUUUACACAAGAUAAUUCAAUAAGCAGUAUUAAUAGUUUAGGUGUAGAUGCAAUCAUGGAGGUGACAUUAGCAGAUAAGAUGGAACAGGUUACAGUGGAUGUAAACAAUACAAUGAGUGAAAAGACCACUGACACAAUGACUGAAACAUUGAGUUCUAAUGAUGAUGAACCUGAUAGAAGUAAUACAUUAAAAAAAACACCAAAAUUACUACAAUCACCACAACCAUUAAUCACUCUGAGGAAGAGUCAUAGACCAGUAACUAAUUGUAGAUCUUCAAUAAUGACAAGACAAAGCGUAAGACUGACUAGCAAUACUACUCUUAAUACUAGUGAAAUAAAACAUCCCAUAGUGUUACAGCCAGGGAAAAAAUGGCAAAGAUCAUUAAGUAUUUAUAGAAGAAUGACAACAAUGGUGGAUGGUACAGAUUACUCAAUGCUUGAUAUUGAAUCAUUGGAAAAUAAGGGAAGGAAAUAUAGGCAGAGUGUAAUAGCUACAAUUGAACUGCAAGACUUAAAUGCUUCACUUAACAAUGAAUCCAUUAAAAGUCGCAGAAGUACUUUUGUUUCAAAGCCUAUCAGGUCAACAAUUAAAUUAGUAAGUUAUUUUUAUGAUUCUAAUGAAUCACGAUCCAGCAUUUGUUCUUCGGCUGCCAUUGAUGAUUCAAAAGGAUAUUUGUCCGAGGAUUGUGAUGAUACGGUUGUCGACUUAUCAAAGCUCUCGCUCGGUGACUCGGAGGACGAAGUCACUGUGUUAGAAAAUUUUCAUGAAACGUCAAGCCGUCCGAGUACUGCAGCGCGUGAUUACGUCUUACGACUGUGCAACCAGACAGAUGCGCUGUUGUUUGAUGAAUGCUAUCCAGAUACAGCUCUAAAGAACUGCCGCAAGAUCGGCGAGGGCGUGUACGGCGAGGUGUAUCUGUGGCGCGCGGGCGACGGGCGCGCGCGCGUGCUCAAGGUGAUACCCGUGAACGGGGACACGCUGGUCAACGGGGAGCGGCAGAAGGACUAUGGGCAGAUUGUGUCCGAGAUUGUGAUUGCUAUGGAAUUGAGCGCUCUGGGCGCUCCGAUACCAGAUAUAGAGAGUCACUUUAAUGAAGGGAAGAGCCCUGAGACAUUGGAUUUACAUUCUGUAGAGAAUGCAACUGAUGCAUUCAAUAAGGUGCUAGCCGCGCGCCUAGUGUACGGGCCGUACCCGGCGCGGCUGCUGGACCUGUGGGAGCUGUACGACGAGUGCAGCGGCUCGGAGAACGACAGCCCGGCCGCGCUGCCGCCGCGCCAGCACUUCCUGGUGCUGGAGCUCGCCAACGCGGGCCGCGACCUCGAGGGCUACCAGUUCCACAACGCCGAGCAGGCGUACGCGCUCUAUAAGCAGAUUGCGUUCGCCUUGGCUGUAGCGGAGGAGGCUUUGGAGUUUGAGCAUCGCGAUCUCCACUGGGGCAACGUGCUCAUUGCACCCACCGAUCAGAAGUACGUGACGUUCGUGGUGCGCGGGCGCGCGCGGCGCGUGGCGGCGUGCGGCGUGCGCGCGACGCUCAUCGACUACUCGCUGUCGCGCGCGCGGGUGGCGCGGGGGGCGCGGGCGGCGCCGCUCUACUGCGACCUCGCCGACGACGAGGCGCUGUUCGACGCGCUCGGCGACUACCAGUUCGACGUGUACCGGCUCAUGCGGGAGAGACUCGGUAACGAUUGGAAGAGCUACGACCCGUUCACAAACAUACUGUGGCUGCAUUACACUGCUGAUAAAAUGAUAACAGCCCUCCGCUACACACGGACCAACACCAAGAUUCACAAGCACUAUAUCGCGAAAUUGAAGGACGUGAAGAAUAGAAUACUGCAGUACGGCUCGGCCGCUGAAUUCGUGAUCACAGACAACGAAAUAUAAUUAAUUAAUUGAUAAAAAUAAUAAUAACAAAAUUCUAUAAUUAAUGCUACACGCAACGUACUCGACGAUACCAAACGUAAAAAAGUAUGAUCAUUUCAAACUAUUUGAAUUUGAAUUUGUACCCGUAAUAUCAUAUAACUCGUAUAUUUUUUAUACUUCAAUAUGGAUAUCUUUUGCGAUUGUUAUAAAUUAGAAUCUGAACAAUUUAAUUAUAAUGUAAAUAAUAGUGGUUUUGAUAAAUUCGUGAAUGUAGUGAACGCUGAAGGAAUUAUUUACAAUGUUGUUUCAUUAGUACAAUGUCAGCUGAAGGGUGCUUUUGGUGGCAAAGUGCCUUUCCCAUUAAAUAAAUUCAUAUAUUACAUUCUA
Zerene cesonia (dogface butterfly) is the source of this 3987-nucleotide messenger RNA. RefSeq lists its product as uncharacterized. The transcript is spliced from 12 exons. Lineage: Eukaryota; Metazoa; Arthropoda; Insecta; Lepidoptera; Pieridae. Gene Ontology annotation, biological process: protein phosphorylation; mitotic cell cycle; intracellular signal transduction. Bases 55 to 3621 code for a protein of 1188 amino acids. The record is from RefSeq and is a predicted model, not a curated record. Gene Ontology annotation, molecular function: histone H3T3 kinase activity; ATP binding. Gene Ontology annotation, cellular component: nucleus; cytoplasm.